Molecule: messenger RNA, 3102 nt
Organism: Penicillium oxalicum
Lineage: Eukaryota; Fungi; Ascomycota; Eurotiomycetes; Eurotiales; Aspergillaceae
Gene: canA
Product: putative cullin binding protein CanA
Exons: 2
Coding region: 1-3102 (1033 amino acids)
Biological process (GO): SCF complex assembly; protein ubiquitination
Cellular component (GO): nucleus
Source: RefSeq, a predicted model, not a curated record
AUGUCUGCCCACUCAGACGCAGAUGAUCAUGAUCCGCAGGCUGAUGAGCUGCGCGAGACAGCCCUCGUCACCUUAGAGGCCUUGCUCAGCUCUUGCAACCAGCAAAUGCAGCCAUAUAUUCAAAAUUCUGGCCAGGCUGCCCUUCGAUUUUUGAAAUACGAUCCAAAUGUGGCUGAGAUGGAGGAUGACGAAGAGAUGGGCGGCACUCAAGACAACGGCGACGACGAUGGUCUCGCGUCGGAUAUGGACGACGAUGAAUUCGGUGACUUCGAAGAGGAGGACGGAUACAGCGAUAUUGACGAUAUGAGCUGGAAAGUUCGCCGGUGCGCCGCGAAACUCUUAUUCACUCUGAUUUCUGCCUACGGUCGCAGCCGUGCCCUCGACGACAAGACCCUUUACCAGCAAAUUGCACCAGCUUUGAUUGCCAGAAUCAGCCGCGAGCGGGAGGAGAGUGUGAAAAUGGAAGUGAUUUCGACUUUGACAGCGUUGGUACAGAAGACAAGUGAGGGAUCCGUUAUCCUCACCUCAAACGGAUUCAAGGAGGCUGUGGGCGGUUCGAAAAAUACACGCAAGCGCCGACGUCAAGACAGUGAUGCCAGCAUGGUGGACUUUGAGCCUAGCGGCAGCACUUCGCCUGCCAUUGACUCUCCCCUUGUUCCAUCUUCGCCCAAAUCUGGCCCUCAGGCCGAUCUUGCGCGAUCAGUGCCAUUGAUUGUUCAGAGCUCAGUGAAAGCCUGGAAGCAGGCCUCUAUGCCCUUACGUCAGGCCAUAAUUGUACUCUUGAAGAGUCUCGCUUUGGUCCGCUAUGGAGGUCUUGCUGAUCAUCUCAAAGAAAUCCAGUCCCUGGUUGCGGAUGCCUUGAGGACUUCGGCUCAGGUCGGCAGCUCCGCCGCUCACUCUGGCGCCGCUGUCAGCGCUGGCUCCCUACAAAUCGAAACCCUGGGUCUAAUUUCUGCAAUUGCUGAGACCCAUCAGUCAGACUCCCUCUUGUCGUUCUUGGUCGCCCUUGUUCCUGGUGUCGUUGGAACCGUCACUGAGCGCAAUUACAAGGUCAGCAGUGAGGCCCUGGGAACUGUGGAGCAGAUCGCCAAGGCAAUGGCUCCUCCUCGCGCGUCCGCAGCUACGCCGGAAAUUGCUCAGCACGUGAAGCAGCUUUAUGACAUCGUCUUAGCUCGUAUCACCGACACCAGUGCGGACUUGGAAGUCCGCCAGCGAGCCAUUCAUGUCUUUGGCGUUAUUCUGGCUCUGACUUCGGGUGAGCAAGGUGCUGGGUAUCUUGGUGCCGACCAACGGACAAAGGGCCUCACUGUACUGGUCGAUCGUGUCAAGAAUGAGACCACUCGCUUAGCUGCUGUGCGCGCCAUUGACGACGUGGUGGUGCUUGCUGCUCAGCCAGCAGAUGCUAGCGCCGAAUGGGUGAACGAAAUUGCCCUUGAGCUGGGAUCGAAUCUGAGAAAAUCCGACCGAGCCUUGCGAGGGUCUUGUUUGGAGGCACUCCGUAGUGUGGCCACGAACGCUAGUAUUCGAUCCCAGUUAAGCCCAGAUACCAUGAGUACGCUUGAGGGUGCCCUUCUUCCUCUGAUGAAUGCCCCCGAUUUCCACCUUCUCACGCCAACAUUGAUCAUCAUGGCCAAGAUCGUACCGGGAAACGCGAAGUUGCUCGUCAAUGACAAUCUCAUCGUCUCUAUCUGCUCGAUUGUGAAACAACCUCUUGUCGGAACCGUUCUCAAAGCGCUUCUUCUCCUGGUCAAGGUCAUCGGAGACGAAGGUGCGGGUGCUCAAUUGAUGCAAAAUCUUCUGCAAAACGUUGGCAUCACGGGGGACCCCUCAGUGGUGGGUCGGGCUGUAGGCACUCUUCUGGUUCACGGUGGAUCGAAUUUGGGUGUCAGUAUGGAGGACUUUUCAAAUGAACUACAAACCGCAAAAGAUGACAGUCGCAAGUGUCUUGCUCUUGCGAUCCUGGGAGAGAUUGGAUUGCGCAUGGGAGCUGACUGUGCGCUCACCCCGGACAUCUUCAUUGCCCACUUCAAUUCCAGCUCGGAUCAUGUUCGCCUCGCUGCGGCGACGGGUCUUGGAAACGCGGCUGCUGGCAGUGUCAAAACCUAUCUACCUAUUGUUAUGGACGGCCUUCAAAAGUCUAAUGCGCAGAGCUACCUGCUGCUCCACUCGGUGCGAGAACUGCUUCAGCAUCCGGAAGUCGUCCGCCCAGACCUGGCCCCUGCGGCGCACAAGCUUUGGCAGGCGCUUCUGGUCGUUUCGGAGGAAGAAGACAACCGCGCGGUUGGGGCUGAGUGCCUAGGUCGGUUGGCCUUGAUCGACCCGGUCAACCACAUUCCACACUUCCAAACGUGCCUUGAUGGUUCCGACCCUAUUGUGCGUAGUGUGGCUAUUUCGGCGUUCCGCUUCACGCUCGCCGACGCCAGCGAUGCCUACAAUGACGUUCUACGACCUCUCAUGGCGCCUUUACUCAGCAAGAUGCUCGGGGAUGAGGAUCUAGGCAACCAUCGUUUGGCAUUGACGACGCUGAACUCUGCCAUUCAUAACAAGAUGAACCUGCUUCUUCCUCACCUGAACGACCUACUUCCAUCCGUGUUCCACGACACUACUGUUAGGUCCGAGUUGAUCCGCGAGGUGCAAAUGGGACCGUUCAAGCACAAAGUGGAUGACGGUCUCGAUUUGCGAAAGAGCGCCUACGAAACCCUGUACGCGUCUCUCGACACCGCGUUCGCGCGCAGCCACAUUUCAGAUAUCUUUGAUCGGGUCAUCGCCGGUAUCGAGGAUGAGCAAGACAUUCGAGCGAUCUGCAAUCUCAUGACCUCCAAGCUGAUUGUGAUUGUGCCAGAGGAGACCCAGCGUCGGCUCGACGCGUUCUCCGAGCGCUACACAACCGUUCUCUCUUUCAAGCCGAAGGAUAAUGCAGUCAAACAAGAGUUGGAAAAGGCGAACGAGGCGUCGCUGGGGAUUCUCAAGGUCACCAAGGAACUCAGUAAGGCAUUCCCCGGUGCGGAAACAUCAGGCGAACUCCACAAGUGGAAGGGGUACAUGGAAUGGGUCCGCAAGAACUUUGCUUCGCAAUGGCAAUCCUUGGACUCUGAUUACUAG